AUGAAACUUCUGUGUGAAGCCCUGAAACGGCCAAACUGUAUAUUACAUAGACUGAGGUUGUACCGAUGCCUUAUCUCUCCUGCUUCUUGUGGGGCCCUCGCAGCUGUCCUUAGCACCAAUCAGUGGCUCACCGAGUUGGAAUUUUCUGAAACAAUACUGGAAGUUUCCGCUUUAAAGUUUCUCUGUGAAGGCUUAAAAGAUCCAAACUGUAAAUUACAGAAGCUCAAGUUGUGUGCCAGCUUUCUUCCAGAAAGUUCAGAGGCUGUUUGCAAGUAUCUCGCCUCUGCUCUCAGAUGCAACUCAAACCUCACUGAGCUGGACUUGAGUGAGAAUCUCCUGGGAGAUAAAGGGGUGAAGUAUCUUUGUGAAGGUCUCAGACAUUCCAGCUGUAAAGUGGAGAAACUAGACUUGAGCACAUGCAGCCUCACUGAUGCGAGCUGUGUGGAGCUCUCGUCUUUGUUGCAAGUGAGUCAGACUUUGAAAGAACUGUUUGUGUUUGCCAAUGCCCUGGGAGACACUGGAGUACAGCAUCUUUGUGAAGGUCUGCGGCACGCAAAGGGUAUAAUUGAGAAUCUCGUGCUGUCUGAAUGUGCCCUCUCGGCCAUUUGUUGUGAACCACUUGCCCAAGUCCUCAGCUCCACCCGGAGUCUCACCAGGCUGCUUCUAAUCAAUAACAAAAUUGAAGAUUUGGGACUGAAACUGCUGUGUGAAGGGUUGAGACAGCCUGACUGUCACUUAAAGGAUCUGGCAUUGUGGACCUGUCACCUGACAGGAGCCUGUUGUCAGGAUUUGUGCAGCACGCUCUACACCAAUGAACAUCUGAGAGACCUUGACCUCAGUGAUAAUGCCUUAGGGGAUGAGGGCAUGCAGGUGCUAUGUGAAGGGCUGAAACACCCUGGCUGCAAAUUACAGACCCUUUGCUUCUGGAAAAUUUUCUUUGUACACUCAUGCUUUUCAGGUCAGGUUACUAUGGUGCAAGUGACCAUCCCAGAUGGUGUCAUGAGCGUGAUUGUUGGAUCUAAUGUCACUCUUGUCUGCACCUACACCACCAGUGAAGCCUCCUUGGACAAACUUGUCAUCCAGUGGUCUUUCUUCCGUAAGGAGUUGCAGCCAACUUCCCACAGCUCGUGCCUCAAUACAGAGGGUAUGGAGGAAAAGGCAGUCAGUCAGUGUCUAAAAAUGGCGCAUGCAAGAGACGCUCGGGGAAGAUGUAGCUGGACCUCUCAGAUUUACUACUCUGAAGGCGGGCAAGCUGAAGCCAUUGGGCAAUUUAAAGGUCGAAUUGUAGGGUCCUCUGAACCAGGUAAUGCGUCUAUCACCAUUUCUAAUAUGCAGCCAGCAGAUGCCGGACUUUACAUCUGUGAUGUGAACAAUCCCCCAGACUUUGCUGGCAAAAACCAAGGCAUCCUCAACGUCAGUGUGUUAGUCAAACCUUCUAAGCCCUUGUGUAGCAUUCAAGGACUACCAGAGACCGGUCACCCUGUUUCUCUCUCUUGCCUCUCAUUGAUUGGAACACCUACCCCUAUGUACUACUGGUAUAAACUGGAGGGGAAAGAUACCAUUCCAGUGAAAGAAAACUUCAACCCAGCUACCGGAACUUUGGUUAUUGGAAAUCUUACACAUUUUGGACAAGGUUAUUACCAAUGCACAGCUAUCAACAACCUUGGCAAUAAUUCCUGCGAAAUUGAUCUAACGGUUCCACAUCCUGAAGUUGGCAUCAUUGUCGGGGCUGUGGUGGGUAGCUUGGCAUGCGCUGCUAUUAUCAUCUCUGCUGUGUGUUUCGCAAGGAGCAAGGCAAAGGCAAAGAAGAGAAAUUCUAGAACCACUACAGAGUUGGAACCUAUGACACAGGUAAACCAAAGUACGGAGUGCGAGACAGUGCCACCAGAAGAAGCCAUCCAGACAGAAGCACGUCAGGCACCUUCUACUCUUGAGACUCACCCAACUACUAUCCUGGAGGCAGACCAUGAGGCUGCCCCCAAGCUGGAGCCUGCUUCAGGGCCUGAGCGUAUGCCAGUUCCUGACUUUGAAAUUGACCUUGGGCCGGAGCUGGAGUCAGAGUCAGAGUCGGAGCUGGAGCCGGAGCCGAAGCCGGAGCCAAAGCUGGAGCCGGUGCCGGUGCCAGAGCCAGAGCCAGAGCCGAAGCCGGUGCCGAAUCGGGUGCCGGAGCCAGAGCCAGAGCCUGAGGUUGCAUUUGAACCCCUGUGA
Chrysochloris asiatica (Cape golden mole) is the source of this 2208-nucleotide messenger RNA. RefSeq names its product V-set and immunoglobulin domain containing 1 (gene VSIG1). Gene Ontology annotation, cellular component: plasma membrane. Gene Ontology annotation, molecular function: protein binding. The coding region runs from base 1 to 2208 and encodes 735 amino acids. Gene Ontology annotation, biological process: epithelial cell morphogenesis; maintenance of gastrointestinal epithelium. The transcript has 14 exons. The record is from RefSeq and is a predicted model, not a curated record. Lineage: Eukaryota; Metazoa; Chordata; Mammalia; Afrosoricida; Chrysochloridae.